UUUGGUUCCUCUCCUCUCUCUCUCAAAAACACACGCUCCCUCUCUUCCUCAAGUCCCACUGUCCCAGCCGCCCAGCACCAGCAGCCCAGCACCCAGCACAGCAACCACCCGCGGCCACCACACACGCUCCCUCUCUUCCUCACGCCGCCGCGCCACCGCCCAUCAACCACGCCUUCGCACUCAGAACAUGCCCUCUUCCCGGAAUCACACAAAUCCUCCUUCUACUUCACCCUCCAUGGAAAACCCCUUCCCGACGAUACCCCUCUCUCGAUCCCCCAAAUCACCCCUCUCUCCACCCUCGUUCUUCAAUCCCGCCUCCGCGGCGGCGGAGGCGAUGGCGGCGCAACGGGCGCCGAGUUCCGCGACUGCUACCUGAAGAUGUACUCGGAGAAGAAGCCGGACAAGGUGGACCCCAACGAGCAGAGGCUGUCAAAGUGGCAGAACUGCGCGCUCUCGAACGAGCCCUUGAGGGAACCCUGCGUGAUCGACAAGCUUGGGAAUAUCUUCAACAAGGAAGCGUUGGUGGAGGCUUUGCUCGGGAAGAAGCUACCCAAGGAGUUUGGGUAUAUCAAGGGUUUGAAGGAUAUGAUCAUGGUUCGGCUUUCUUCGAUUCCUAGAGCUGAAGAUGGGGCUAAGUUUCAGUGUCCUAUUUCAGGGCUUGAAUUGAAUGGGAAGUAUAGGUUUUACGCGUUGAGGAAUUGUGGGCAUGUUCUGAGUGCGAAGGCGUUGAAGGAGGUUCGGUCGUCGAGUUGUUUGGUUUGCCAUGAGGAUUAUGGGGAGGAGGAUAAGGUUGUGAUUAAUGGGAAUGAAGAUGAGGUUGCUGCUUUGAGGGAGAGGAUGGAGAUGGAGAAGACCAGGUUGUGA
Molecule: messenger RNA, 864 nt
Organism: Lotus japonicus
Lineage: Eukaryota; Viridiplantae; Streptophyta; Magnoliopsida; Fabales; Fabaceae
Exons: 1
Biological process (GO): mitotic DNA replication termination; site-specific DNA replication termination at RTS1 barrier
Cellular component (GO): nucleus
Source: RefSeq, a predicted model, not a curated record